GUUCUUUAACUCUCUCUGUCAUUUUCUCUUUCUUCUUCUUCUUCUUUCUUUAAUCAGAGCUUUGGGAUUGAGCUUCUGUAAGGGUUUGGAACCGAGACUGAGCUUGUUUUUGAAGAAGAAAAAGGUUGAAGUUUUUGAAUUUGGAGGACUUUCAAUUUGGGGAUUUUGUUGGAUUUUUUUUUUUUUUUUUUGCUAAGUAGAUGACAAUGGAUCCGCGUCUUAGGGGAUUUUCUAGCUCCAUCAAUGGAGUUCAUACGGGAAACCAACCUCUUUCGGUUCUUCCGAAUCCGAAUGUUAUGGCCGUGCCCCGAUUCGAUAUCAUUGGGAAUAAUAGUCACAAUGGCUUUUUGGAUCCUAGCCAUAGUAGAUUUCAUUACCCUUCAACUGAUCUGACCCCAAUUGAUAGUGGAAAUUCGAUUUCGGGUGCGAGCCAUGAGGAAUUUUCCCCUGAAGACUGUGACUUUUCGGACACGGUGUUGAAGUACAUAAGCCAGAUUCUCAUGGAGGAGGACAUGGGGGAUAAAACUUGUGUGCUUCAAGAGUCUUUAGAUCUUCAGGCUGCUGAAAAGCCGUUCUACGAAGUUCUUGGGAAGAAGUAUCCGCCUUCCCCAGAACAGAACUAUGGUUACAUAUUUAACAAUGGUGAUAGCCCAGAUGAAAAUUUCGCUGGAAAUUGCACCAAUUACACCACUAGUAGUUACAAUAGUCGUGAAUAUUUGGGUGAUAAUACCAUGAGUCAAAAUCUAAGUGAAUACACCUCUCAAUUACAAUAUCUUCCUGUUUAUGGAAUUUCCCAAUCAUCUUACUGCUCUUCAAAUAGUGGAUUUAGCAGCGUGGAUGGGUUUUUGGAUUCUCCUAGUAGUAUUAUUCAGGUCCCUGAUUUGAGUAGUGAGAGUCAAUCCGUGUGGCAGUUUCAGAAGGGGGUUGAGGAGGCUAGUAGGUUUCUUCCCGCUAGAACUGAGUUGUUUGUCAAUCUAGACACGAAUGGAUUGUCUUCUCUGGAUCCGAAGGGUGGGGCUCCUACUGAGGUUUCAGUCAAGGUGGAGAAAAAGGAUAAUGGGGAAUUUUCACCCGGAGGCUCUAGGGGGAGGAAGAACCCUUAUAGGGAGGAAGAAGAUGUCGAAGAGGAGAGGAGUAGCAAGCUAGCGGCUGUUUACAUUGAAUCCACUUUGCGAUCAAAGAUGUUUGAUCUUGUGCUGCUUUGUGGUAAUGGGGAUGGUAAGUGUCAUUUGUCAUCUUUCCGCGAGACCUUGAGGAACGGACUUAGCAAAAGUAUGCAAGAAAAUGGUCAAUUAAAAGGAUCAAAUGGAAGAGGAAAGGGUCGUGGUAAGAAACUUGGUGGGAAGAAGCAGGUAGUCGAUUUGAGAACUCUGUUGAUCCAAUGUGCGCAAGCGGUUGCAGCUGAUGAUCAUAGGACUGCAAAUGAACUGCUAAAGCAGGUUAGGCAGCACUCCUCACCUUUUGGUGAUGGAAAUCAACGAUUGGCUAGUUGCUUUGCGGAUGGCCUCGAGGCACGCUUGGCUGGUACAGGUAGCCAGAUUUACAAAGGCCUUGUUAGCAAAAAAACAUGUGCUGCUGAUAUGUUGAAAGCUUACCGUCUUUACCUUGCUGCCUGCCCAUUCAGGAAGAUGUCUAAUUUUCCAUCAAAUAAGACAAUAAUGCAGAUAUCAUCAAAAGCAACAAGGGUUCAUGUCAUAGACUUCGGUAUCCUUUAUGGAUUUCAGUGGCCCACCUUUAUUCAACGCCUCUCAAUGAGAGACGGUGGACCGCCAGAGCUUCGGAUUACUGGAAUAGAAUUUCCCCAACCUGGCUUUCGACCAGCGGAGCGAGUUGAGGAAACUGGACGCCGCUUAGCAACUUAUGCGGAGACUUUCAAAGUGCCAUUCAAGUACAACGCAAUUGCAAAGAAGUGGGAAACCAUUACAGUUGAGGAACUCAAGAUUGACAAGGACGAAGUCGUCGUAGUUAAUUGUUUGUAUCGGGGAAAGAACCUGCUCGAUGAGAGUGUGUCGGUGGAAAGCGGAAGGAAUAUGGUUCUUAAUUUAAUAAGGAAAAUUAAUCCUGAUAUCUUCAUCCAUGGGAUUGUUAAUGGAGCUUACAAUGCACCCUUCUUUGUCACCCGGUUUCGGGAAGCAUUGUUUCACUUCUCAGCAAUAUUCGACAUGCUCGAAACUAUUGUACCUCGUGGGGAACCAGAACGGAUGCUGAUUGAGAAAGAGAUCUUUGGCAGGGAGGCUUUAAAUGUCAUAGCUUGUGAGGGCUGGCCAAGAGUGGAAAGACCAGAGACAUACAAACAAUGGCAAAUCCGCAUCAUGAGGUCCGGGUUUGUACAAAUCCCUUUUGGAAGGGAUAUUGUGAAGAGGGUAUCUGAGAGAGUAAGGUCAACUUACCAUAGGGACUUUAUAAUCGAUGAAGAUGGCGGGUGGUUGGUUCAGGGAUGGAAAGGGCGAAUCAUCUUCGCCCUUUCUUCGUGGAAACCUGCCUAAGAUAUUCAUAUUUGGAAGGCUCGGCGAGUGCUCUGGGUCUGCCUCCAAGGUUCAGCAUUCGAAAGGAGAGUUACAAUUGAGGAUCAAAGGCUAGUGUUGUAGCUGUUUUUGAUGGUUUCACGAGAUCUGCCUUUUUGGUCCUGCUGAGAUAAUGCCACUGUAAAAGGUGCUUAGUCCUUCACUUACAUAACCAUGUAACAAUUUGUUUUACACGUCUUGUAUUUUUAAUAAGAAGCUGCUUCAUCUUUUGGUCAAAUGGGGUAAUCAGCAAACAAAAAAGAAAAAAGGUUCUGCUUGUACAUGAAGUCAUAAACCAACCCUUUUCAGCUCAAUAAAGCAGAGAAGAAGAUGCGUACGAGUUCUUAUGAGUUGCUCUCUCUCUCUCUCUCUCUCCUUUGUAGUUUCUUCUUGCUUUGCUCUUUAUUGGGCAGUUUCAUUCACAUGUUUUAUGAAAUGGAUGUUGAAGAAUCAGAUGCUUUCAAGGCAUUUAAUCAAUCUAUAAUACUUAUAUUGGAACUUUUUGUUUAA
Molecule: messenger RNA, 3014 nt
Organism: Morus notabilis
Lineage: Eukaryota; Viridiplantae; Streptophyta; Magnoliopsida; Rosales; Moraceae
Product: scarecrow-like protein 9
Exons: 3
Coding region: 201-2486 (761 amino acids)
Biological process (GO): regulation of DNA-templated transcription
Cellular component (GO): nucleus
Molecular function (GO): sequence-specific DNA binding; DNA-binding transcription factor activity
Source: RefSeq, a predicted model, not a curated record